CGAGCCACUCCCACCUCGCACCCACUGUCGCGUCUCUCUCUCCGCAAGCCACCACCCACCAUCCACGCCGCCAUGGCCUCCCGCCGGGCACGCAGCGCGCUGCGCCUGCCCUCGCUCGCCACGCUGCUCCUCGCCCUCGUCGCCCUCCUCGCCGUCUUCGCCGCCGGCGUGGCCGCCGAGGAGGAGAACAACAAGCGCAGCGAGUACGGCACCGUCAUUGGCAUCGACCUGGGCACGACCUACUCAUGUGUCGGUGUCCAGCGCGACGGCCGUGUCGAGAUCAUCACCAACGACCAGGGCAACCGCAUCACGCCGUCCUACGUCGCCUUCGAGACGCCCUCGGGCGAGCGCCUGAUCGGUGACGCCGCAAAGAACCAGGCCGCGCAGAACCCCGAGAACACCAUCUUCGACGCCAAGCGCCUCAUCGGCCGCAAGUGGGGCGACUCGGACGUCAAGAAGGACCUGCGCCACUUCCCCUUCAAGCUCGUCGAGAAGGCCGGCAAGCCGGCGAUCCAGGUGCAGAUCAAGGAGUCCAAGAAGGUCUUUACGCCCGAGGAGGUCAGCGCCAUGGUGCUGCAGAAGAUGAAGGAGACGGCCGAGGCCUACCUGGGCCACAAGGUCACCCACGCCGUCGUCACUGUGCCGGCCUACUUCAACGAUGCGCAGCGUCAGGCCACCAAGGACGCGGGCGUGAUUGCCGGUCUGACAGUGCUCCGCAUCGUGAACGAGCCCACUGCGGCAGCCAUCGCCUACGGUCUCGACAAGAAGGGCGACUCGCAGAUCAUCGUCUACGACCUGGGAGGCGGCACUUUCGACGUGUCGCUCCUCUCGAUCGAGGACGGAGUGUUCGAGGUGCUCGCGACGGCCGGUGACACGCACCUGGGUGGCGAGGACUUCGACAACCGCGUCUCCGAGUACAUCCUCAAGGCCUUCCGCAAGAAGGAGGGCGUCGACGCCUCGGGCAACAAGCGCUCCGUCGGCAAGCUGAAGCGCGAGGUCGAGCGCGCCAAGCGCACGCUCUCGAGCCAGAUGAGCACCAAGAUCGAGAUCGAGAGCUUCUUCGAGGGCAAGGACCUCAGCGAGACGCUGACGCGCGCCAAGUUCGAGGAGCUCAACGCCGAUCUCUUCCGCAAGACGAUGAAGCCCGUUGAGCAGGUACUCAAGGACGCCGGCGUGAAGAAGGAGGACAUCGACGACGUGGUGCUCGUCGGCGGCUCCACGCGCAUUCCCAAGGUUCAGCAGCUGCUCAAGGACUACUUCGACGGCAAGGAGCCUUCCAAGGGCAUCAACCCUGACGAGGCCGUCGCCUGGGGCGCUGCCGUUCAGGGUGGUGUGCUCUCGGGCGAGAAGGGCCUUAACGACGUGCUCCUGAUCGACGUCAACCCGCUCACGCUCGGCAUUGAGACGACUGGCGGUGUGAUGACGAAGCUCAUUCCCCGCAACACCGUCGUCCCGACCAAGAAGAGCCAGAUCUUCUCGACGGCGGCCGACAACCAGGCUGUCGUCCUGAUCCAGGUCUACGAGGGCGAGCGCUCCAUGACCAAGGACAACAACCUGCUGGGCAAGUUCGAGCUCACCGGCAUCCCGCCGGCACCGCGCGGCGUCCCGCAGGUCGAGGUGACGUUCGAGGUUGACGCCAACGGUAUCAUGAAGGUCAGCGCCGCCGACAAGGGCACCGGCCGCUCGGAGUCCGUGACGAUCACCAACGACAAGGGCCGCCUGACGCCCGAGGACAUUGAGCGCAUGGUCAAGGAGGCCGAGCAGUUCGCCGAGGAGGACGAGGCCGCCCGCAAGCGCAUUGAGGCACUCAACCAGCUGCAGGCACUCGUCGCCUCGACGCGCUCGUCGGUGUCGGACAAGGAGGGCCUGGGCGCCAAGCUCGACAAGAGCGACAAGGACGCCAUCAACACGGCGCUCAAGGAGACGGAGUCGUGGCUCGAGGAGAACGGCGAGAGCGCGACGGCCGAGGACGUCGAGGAGCAGCUGUCCGAGCUGCAGGCGACGCUCGCGCCCAUCACGUCCAAGGUGUACGGCGACAGCGCUGGCGGCAGCAGCAGCAGCGGCCCGACGGACCCCGACGACGAGCCGCUGUCGUACGGCGGCCACGACGAGCUGUAGAGCAGAGAAAGACCGUGUAGUGUUCCCGGGCGCGCUAGCCCUAGACCCGCCUCUUUUCCCUCUCUUAUCAGCCCCGUCUCGCAUGCAUGUACGUGCUCCCCUUUCCUCCCUUCCUGAUGCUGCCCGGCUUGCUCUCUCUCUCUGCGCUGUUGCGCCGGGCGCAUCCCUCCGCCCAUUCGCCGCUGUGUGUUUCCCCUCCACGCGGUGCGCCGAGCGGGCACUCUUCC
Tilletiopsis washingtonensis is the source of this 2345-nucleotide messenger RNA. Its product is annotated as heat shock protein 70. The transcript has 11 exons. Bases 73 to 2118 code for a protein of 681 amino acids. Gene Ontology annotation, biological process: cellular response to unfolded protein; endoplasmic reticulum unfolded protein response; protein refolding. Gene Ontology annotation, molecular function: ATP-dependent protein folding chaperone; heat shock protein binding; ATP binding. The record is from RefSeq and is a predicted model, not a curated record. Lineage: Eukaryota; Fungi; Basidiomycota; Exobasidiomycetes; Entylomatales. Gene Ontology annotation, cellular component: nucleus; membrane; cytoplasm.